Molecule: messenger RNA, 1624 nt
Organism: Panicum hallii
Lineage: Eukaryota; Viridiplantae; Streptophyta; Magnoliopsida; Poales; Poaceae
Product: zinc finger CCCH domain-containing protein 39-like
Exons: 3
Coding region: 133-1113 (326 amino acids)
Molecular function (GO): mRNA binding; metal ion binding
Source: RefSeq, a predicted model, not a curated record
CUCUCAUUCCCUCCCAACGUCCUCUUCCCUCCCGGCUCUCGUAUCUCUCCCCAACCCCCAAAUCGGCGCCCCGAGUCGAGCGCGCGCUCCAGCAGGGGGAGCUAGCUAAGAGGGAAAAGUUGUUUGCGCAUCAUGGAAGUGGUCCUCGCUCCGACCCAGCCCGACGGCCUGCACGCGGCGUUCGGGCCCAAGGAGCCCUGCGGCUUUGGAGAUCGACGCUUCUCCUCGCCCAGCCUGCUCACCAAUGGCGACGAUCUCUUCUACGGCUACGCCUCCCCCUCGUCCCCCUUCGGCUUCAGCCGCGUCCUCUCCACGCCGUCGCCGCGCGCCGCCUCGCUCUCCCGCGGCUCCUCCGACUCCGGCUCCGUCGUCCAUGAUGGGAACGAUGCGGCGGCCGCCGCCGCCGCAGAACGCCGCCAACGCCUCGCCCGCCUCGCUCUCCAGUACCAGGAGGUGGUCACCCGCUUCGAACUCUGCCUCUCGUACCUCGCCGACACCAGCAACGAGGCGGCGGCGCUCCGCCGGGAGAACGACGAGCUCCGCAUCGCCAACGAGGAUCUCGCCCGCCGCAUCAAGAUGGUCGGCGGCAAGCUCGUCGACGAGUUCAGCGGUCUGAGUCUCGCCGAGGAGCACCCUAUCCCACUUGGUCCUCUAACACCGCUGCCAGCCGCACCGGCGAUACCGAAGAGCAUCUCCGUUCGUUCGCCCGGCUACCUCAAGAUGAACCAGAGCGGCAAGCAUCGCCCGUCCAAGCCAACGAAGCUGGGCUCGCAGCGCGUGUUCGUAGGCAUGGACAAUGGCGUCAAUGGGGAGGGGGAGCUCAAGGGUGGGGAGGAGCAGCAGCCCAACAGCGGGCUGGAGUUCGAGGUGUACAAUCAGGGCAUGUUGAAGACGGAGCUGUGCAACAAGUGGGAGGAGACCGGCGCGUGCCCGUACGGCGACCAGUGCCAGUUUGCGCACGGCAUCGCCGAGCUCCGCCCCGUGAUCCGCCACCCGCGCUACAAGACCGAGGUCUGCCGCAUGGUGCUCGCGGGCGUCGUCUGCCCCUACGGCCACCGCUGCCACUUCCGCCACUCCAUCACCCCCACCGACCUCUUCCCCCGGCAGCCCUGAUUUUGUCGGUCCAUCACCGACCACCACUCCGGCACUCCCUCGCCCGCUUCCACCCUCUCCAACGUCAUCCGUUAUGCCAUUGUCAGUCCUAAAAAGACCAUGUCAUUAUCGCAGGUGAGGCUGAAAAGGAGAGCCGUAAAUAAGGUAUAGCUAAAUACAUAGAUAGCAAACGAAAUCGAGCUACAUAAUUAGCACGUAGGCAAGAUGUGAAUAUAGAGUUCUAGACACCAAGCUGUUCAUAUGGGUCCGAUCAUCAAAUAUGUGAGUUAUUAUGGUGGUAGUUUUCAGAUGGUUUAUUAUACGCGGUAUAGGCUAUGGUGUUAUUCCUAGUCAGUGUUUUUCGGGCAAAGAGGCGAAAGUCUGCGUACUCCUGUAAGUAAACUUGGUAAGGCUGUUAUCUGAAUGUUCAUUGAUGUGUUGAGCACUUGCACUUGCACAUUUGACAAGUGCAAGCACCUUGAGCUGUACUGUUUCUGGGAAAUUGAAGCAAUGAAUUAUAUUUUUUGUGGAA